Anas platyrhynchos (mallard) is the source of this 463-nucleotide messenger RNA. NCBI's taxonomy places the organism in Eukaryota, Metazoa, Chordata, Aves, Anseriformes, Anatidae. The record is from RefSeq and is a predicted model, not a curated record.
CGGGCCCUUUCGCUGCUUCCGGCGCCGCGUGGGCAGCGGCGGGGCCCGGCCCCGCUCCCGGCCCGCUUGGGGCCCGGUUCCAGGCCCCGGUUCCAGGCCCCGGUUGGGCCCGGUUGGCCCGGUUGGGUUCAGGCCCGGCCAUGUGGUUCCUGUACGCCCUGAGCUGGCUGUCCCUGCUGCUGCAGGUCGCCUUCGUCACCCUGGCCAUCGCCGCCGGCCUCUACUACCUGGCAGAGCUGAUCGAGGAGUACACGGUGGUGACCAGGAGGAUCAUCAAAUACAUGAUCUGGUUCUCCACGGCCGUGCUCGUCGGCCUCUACCUCUUCGAGCACUUCCCCGGCUUCAUGGUGGGCGUGGGGCUCUUCACCAUGGUUUACUUCGGCCUCCUGCAGACCUUCCCCUUCAUCGUGCUCACCUCCUCCAACUUCAUCCUGUCCUGCGGUGAGCGGGAGGCAAAAUGGGG